Messenger RNA from Alligator sinensis (Chinese alligator), 5256 nucleotides. RefSeq names its product glycogen phosphorylase B (gene PYGB). Bases 1 to 2520 code for a protein of 839 amino acids. NCBI's taxonomy places the organism in Eukaryota, Metazoa, Chordata, Crocodylia, Alligatoridae. Gene Ontology annotation, cellular component: cytoplasm. The record is from RefSeq and is a predicted model, not a curated record. The transcript is spliced from 21 exons. Gene Ontology annotation, biological process: glycogen catabolic process. Gene Ontology annotation, molecular function: glycogen phosphorylase activity; pyridoxal phosphate binding.
AUGAGCCCUUGGGGCAUCAGUGAUAGCACAAGCGUGCGCGGCCUGGCGGGGCUGGGAGACGUGUCCGAGCUGCGCAAGAGCUUCAACCGGCACCUGCACUUCACGCUGGUCAAGGACCGCAACGUGGCCACCCCGCGCGACUACUUCUUCGCCCUGGCCCACGCCGUGCGCGACCACCUGGUGGGCCGCUGGAUCCGCACGCAGCAGUGCUACUACGAGCGCGACCCCAAGAGGAUUUAUUACUUGUCUCUGGAGUUCUACAUGGGCCGCACAUUGCAGAACACAAUGGUGAACCUGGGACUGCAGAAUGCCUGUGAUGAAGCCAUUUACCAGCUAGGCCUGGACCUGGAAGAGCUGGAAGAAAUUGAAGAGGAUGCUGGGCUGGGCAACGGAGGGCUGGGACGCCUGGCAGCCUGCUUCCUGGACUCCAUGGCAACGCUAGGGCUGGCAGCUUAUGGCUAUGGGAUCCGCUAUGAGUUUGGCAUUUUUAAUCAGAAGAUUGUCGACGGCUGGCAGGUGGAGGAAGCAGAUGAUUGGCUGCGCUAUGGCAACCCCUGGGAAAAAGCCCGCCCCGAAUACAUGCUUCCUGUGCACUUCUAUGGCCGGGUAGAGCACACCGCAGAGGGUGCGAAGUGGGUUGACACUCAGGUAGUGCUGGCCAUGCCAUAUGAUACCCCAGUCCCAGGGUACAAGAACAACACAGUGAACACCAUGAGGCUGUGGUCUGCCAAGGCACCCAAUGACUUCAACCUUCAAGAGUUCAAUGUGGGCGAUUACAUCGAGGCUGUGUUGGAUCGAAACUUGGCAGAGAACAUCUCUCGAGUCCUGUACCCCAACGACAAUUUUUUUGAAGGCAAGGAGCUGAGGCUCAAGCAGGAGUACUUUGUGGUGGCAGCCACCCUCCAGGACAUCAUCCGGCGCUUCAAGUCCUCCAAGUUUGGCUGCCGUGACCCAGUGAGGGCAUCCUUUGAAACCUUCCCUGACAAGGUGGCCAUCCAGCUGAACGACACCCACCCAGCACUCUCCAUUCCCGAGCUCAUGAGGAUCCUGGUUGAUGUGGAGAAAAUGGAUUGGGACAAGGCUUGGGAGAUCACUCAGAAGACCUGUGCGUACACCAACCAUACAGUGUUGCCGGAGGCUCUGGAGCGCUGGCCGAUCUCCAUGUUUGAAAAGCUGCUGCCACGUCACCUGGAGAUCAUUUACGCCAUCAACCAAAAGCACCUGGAUCAUGUGGCAGCCGUGUACCCUGGGGACGUUGACCGCCUCAGAAGGAUGUCUGUGAUCGAGGAGGGAGACUGCAAGAGGAUCAACAUGGCACACCUCUGCGUGAUUGGCUCCCAUGCCGUCAACGGCGUGGCCAGGAUUCACUCCGAAAUCGUAAAGAAUUCAGUAUUCAAAGAUUUCUAUGACCUUGAACCAGAGAAGUUCCAGAACAAGACAAAUGGCAUCACUCCAAGGCGCUGGCUCCUGCUUUGCAACCCAGGACUAGCAGAGGUUAUCGCAGAGAAAAUAGGGGAAGAUUUCAUAACUGAUCUCAGCCAGCUGAAGAAGUUACUGCAGUUUGUUGAUGAUGAGAUUUUUAUCAGGGACGUGGCCAAAGUCAAACAGGAAAACAAGCUCAAGUUCUCAGCCCAGUUGGAAGAGCAGUACAAGGUGAAAAUCAACCCCUCCUCCAUGUUUGACGUGCAGGUGAAGAGGAUUCAUGAGUACAAGCGGCAGCUGCUCAACUGUCUGCAUGCUAUCACCCUCUACAACCGUAUUAGAUGCAACCCGACCAAAUCCUUUGUGCCGAGGACUAUCAUGAUUGGCGGAAAGGCAGCUCCUGGCUACCACAUGGCUAAGAUGAUCAUCAAACUGAUCACAUCCAUUGGGGAGGUUGUCAAUAAUGACCCUUACGUGGGAGACCGGCUCAAAGUAAUCUUCCUGGAGAACUACAGGGUGUCCUUUGCUGAGAAAGUGAUCCCUGCAGCCGACCUGUCGCAGCAGAUCUCUACAGCUGGGACAGAGGCCUCGGGUACUGGGAACAUGAAGUUCAUGCUGAAUGGUGCCCUCACCAUCGGCACCAUGGAUGGCGCCAACGUGGAGAUGGCAGAGGAGGCUGGUGAGGAGAACCUCUUCAUCUUCGGCAUGCGAGUGGAGGAUGUGGAGGCAAUGGACCAGCAAGGGUACAACGCGAAGAAAUACUAUGAUCGCCUCCCUGAGCUGAGGCAGGCCAUUGACCAGAUCAGCAGUGGGUUCUUCUCGCCUCGGGACCCUGGCUGCUUCUGCGAUGUUGUCGACAUGCUGAUGUACCAUGACAGGUUUAAAGUGUUUGCUGACUAUGAAGCCUACAUCCAGUGCCAGGGCCAGGUUGAUGAGCUCUACAUGAACCCCAGGGAGUGGACCAAGAAAGUGAUCAAGAACAUUGCAUCUUCUGGCAAGUUCUCCAGUGACAGGACCAUCACGGAGUAUGCUCGGGAGAUCUGGGGGGUGGAGCCUUCUGCUCUGAAGAUCCCACCCCCCAACCUCCCCAGGGAAUAGCCUGUGCAAGCUGUUCAGGCCUCAGGUGUUUCCAGGUUUGCACAAAUAAGAUCACAGGCAUUUAACUGCCCAUCACCAGGCUCAAAUCUAUCCAAUAUGGUGUUUUCCGUAGAUAGAGAACGGUGCUUUAUCAUAGGAAUGGGGGGAGAUGCUGGGAGGAUUCCUUGCAGGGGGAAAUUGGAGGAAAGUCUUGAUGGAAAGCACAGAAGGGAAUCCAGUGAUGGACACAGAUAUCAUGUCAUGCUAACCCACCUGCAUGCACUGUGCAUUGCUCUGAACAUGGUGGCAGCCAGCUGGUUGCCCUGUGGCUAUGCCCCACAUUAGACCAAGCGCUUAAUAAGAAGCUUUAGUCACCCCUCCCCCUCAGCCUCCCUCCUGUGUCAUCCUCUGGGAUGCGUGCAGAAACCUCCCGUUGCCAGGCCACGCACCUGCCUCCCCAGCCAUUUUGAGGCAAUGGGCAGGUCCCCUGCCCUGCCCUCUAAAGCAUCCGAGGUGUGGCACUGCCUAAGCUGUGCGGCCUGUUUCUGACGCCACGUGACUCAGCUCCCCAGGCAAGGAAGCUGUCCUGCUCUCUUGUGUCUCAAAGGGGUGUCUCAUUUUGGUGCUGUGGUGGAAAGGAGAUAGAGCCCUCUAGCCAGGAGGAAGAGCUAGGCAUUCUCUUUGUAUUACAGCUAGGAGCCUUGUGGGAGGACCGAUAGCCAUGACCGUGAACAGCAUCCUUUCUCCUGUUCCACUGUUGUUUAGCCCAACAGUGUGUUUUGGGGUGUGGUGAAAGGCAUGUGGCAUGUGCCAGGCUCCAGCAAAGUGCAGCCCUACCCCUGCUCCCAGCAGUGAAGUGUCUGAGGCCCCAUGGACUGAUCCCAACUGAGCAGAGAGUAGCCACCAGCUGCUCAAUAGGGAGGUGCUGUUCUGUGACCUGUCAUGAGCCUGGCGGGGUUGGCUGAUCGGGGGCAGAGGCGCAGCCCAUGGAUUCUACAGGGAGCAGCCCCUGUGUGCCGUCUACCACGGCCACAAGUGCCACGGCUCUUUGGCCUCCUCUGGGGAUCCAGUGUGUGGACAUGCAGAGCUUUGCUCCCUUGCAGGGGUGGGAAGGUACUAACGAACUAGGGACAAAGGCAGAGGGGGAUGCUUGUUCCCAGCUGUGCUGUUAUGACCAUCUCACUUUGCAUUUUGUAAAAAACAUGGGUCCCCAGGUACAGAGCAGUGCCUGCGCGUGACCCCCUCAUUCAACCACAAGAGGCAGCUGAAGAGGCAGCCUUCAUGUUGACAGCUUUUGUCUUGAGCAGCAGUGUUCAUGAGGACCGGAGGCCAGCUUGGUUACUGAAGUAGACUACUGCUGGGCUCGGUGCCCUCUGCUGUGGCCCUGGAAGGCAGGCCCUGCUCUGCAGUCUGCUCAUCCAGCAUUGCUUGAGGCUGCUCAGUACGUUUCAGUUGUUUCCCCUCUGUGAGGAGGUGGAGCUGCUGUUUCUGGGUUUUCCUCACCUUCAGAGUAGCACAUUUUCCCCCAGAAAGCUCUAGUGCCUACUGGCUGCCCAGAGGAACCUGUAGUCACUCCCGGAGCAGGGCUUGUCCUAGUAUGGGACAGCUCUGGACACUGGCAUUCUGCAAGACCCAAGCCUGCUGUGUCAGUGCUACAGCUACAGCUCUGGACAAGGUGGGGGAGUAACAACACCCUUGCCCAGGGAUGGGGGUUAGCCCUUUCCACUGGCGCUGAGAGAAACUGACUGGCUCUUGCUCAGCUCCAGCUAAGCUCUGGACAAGGUCACAUGAGCAUCCUGAGGCAGAAUUGUGCCUAUUUCUGUGCUGGCAGAUGGGCCUGCUUGUGGGAUGUGCCCAGGCCAGAACCUCUAGCUGCAGCUAGUGUCCUCAGCUGAAUUUCCCAGCACAGGAGCGAGGGGCUGUUAGUUGGCUUGUAACUGCCUUCCUCCUGACACCUUCCUCCCCUGCUCCAGAAGCUCUAGAGUUUGCUUGAAGUUGCAAGUCACUAGGCAAAAAUAACUUGUGUGCUGACGGUGGGGACAGCUGGAGCCUGAACCCUGCAGCGUGCAGUGACAAUAGUGUUCAGCUUUCCUGUCUGAGGCUGAGGGGAAGGCAGAGGAGAUGAACUGGGCCUAGAAGAAGGGUCUCCGCCUCCUAGGUCAGGACACUGAAAGCCCCAAGGCUUUGUGUCCCUCUCAUGCACAGGCAACUUUAGUGACUUAUGCUAUAUUAGUCCACAUUGAUCCUAAUUGGCUAAAGUCAGCUGCUCAUUCAGGCUCCCCCCCACCCCCUUGUGGCCAUAAUUUUAAAUUGCUAAUUUUAAAUUUGCCAGCAUGAGAGACCUUCCUGCCUGUCACCCUGUCCAGAGCCAGCAUCCAUCUGCGCAGCACACCCCAGCUCCCUGGAGCAGGGCCCUGGGGGGAUUCGUACAUCUUCUAGACAUACAACUGACAUGUCAGGCUCCUUUGCCUGAAUCGUGCUUUUCCCUGGUCCUAGCUAUAGCACUGCACCCCCACAACAUUCCUAGGGUUACCAAGGCUGGUUGUCCUGAGCUGUUGGGAAGAAACCAUUUGGCUGUUACUGCAUCAAUGCCAUGGAAACUAAUCAGGCAGUGUCUGGUACACGUUCGCUUAAUGCUUUGAUUAAUGAAUCACGGUGCUACACCCAUGGAUACACAUAUGGAUGCAGAGCGGUGGCCUCCCAUUUGCCCAGGGGCAACAACAUGCUUACUCUGGUCAGAAGAUGAAUUUAAAAAAA